This is a messenger RNA of Mercenaria mercenaria, 3969 nucleotides long. Its product is annotated as gamma-aminobutyric acid type B receptor subunit 2-like. NCBI's taxonomy places the organism in Eukaryota, Metazoa, Mollusca, Bivalvia, Venerida, Veneridae. Bases 594 to 3725 code for a protein of 1043 amino acids. Gene Ontology annotation, molecular function: G protein-coupled GABA receptor activity. Gene Ontology annotation, biological process: gamma-aminobutyric acid signaling pathway; G protein-coupled receptor signaling pathway. The record is from RefSeq and is a predicted model, not a curated record. The transcript has 21 exons. Gene Ontology annotation, cellular component: membrane; G protein-coupled receptor heterodimeric complex.
CGAUUGGAUUAUUUAUCGCAGAGCAUUCGUUUGAGAUACCGGAGUAAGGAAAACAAUAUUUAUGGUGAUUUUGCAUAACGUUGGAUAAAAGUAAAUUCAAACGUGUUAGAUAUAAAUGUGUAAGAUAGGGAAAUGUAAAAAAAAUGUAGAAAAUACAGGAGGUAAAACUGCGAUUAAAUGAAGUCGGAUUAAGUCAAGAUAAGGAGCAUUUACACUGAAAUAUACACAUGGAUUUAAAAAGAAAUAAAAAACGCCAUUGUGUCAUCUAUACUUUAUUGAUAAAAUGACAACAAAAUUCCAGAAUAUUCAGAAUCUAUCUUAAAGUUAUAUAACAAUUUAAACCGUCUUCUUCAUUUCAGUGGAAAUAAUUCCCACAGUUUGUUUUCAUUUUAAAAAGAACCGAUGGUUUUACAGUAAAAUUGAAAUACGCGUUUUUUAAAAGAAAUUUUGCAUAUUAUAAUUUUCAAUCUUUUAGAGUUAAUCUAGAAUUUCAAAGUACUAUGAUACUAUAGCUGUUGCGACGUGCUUUUUUUAAAAAAAAAAUUGAUUCCACACAUGUUUGCUUUUCCUGGUAAAAAUUAUUGAAAUCAACGAUGAUUGUGAAACAAACUGUUGCAAGGUGGUUUUGUAUUCUGCAUUACAUAUUUAGUGUUUGUGAGAGCGUAGACAACGAAAAAGGUCGGAUUGUUAUCGCUGGAUUAUUUCCAUUGACGGAUGUACCCGAAGGAGUAAUUGGACGUGGAGUUAAACCUGCCGUAGAUUUAGCUGUCAAAAUGAUUAGUGACAGUACUGAUCUUUUACCUGAUCACAAUCUUCAAAUUCUUCAUAGCAAUACAAAGUGUGACAUGGCUGUUGCCACGAAGUUUUUCUUUGACAUGGUAGACAGUAACAAAACCAUGGUGAUGGUGUUUGGAGAUGCUUGUUCGUCAGUGUCAGGACCUAUCGCUGAAAUAUCGAAAGAAUGGAAUGUUUCGCUGCUGUCAUAUGCAGACACAGAUCCCGCCUUGUCAGACAGAAAGAAAUACCACAAUUUCUACAGAACUGUUCCCAGUGAUAAUGACUUUAAUCCAGCUAGGCUUGCUUUACUAAGAAAGUUCAACUGGACCAAUGUUGGUACCAUUUUUCAGGGUGUUUCCAAAGGAACAGCACGAUAUGGACAUGCACAUAAUCACCUUAUAUCAUUACUGGAGAAGGCAGAUGUCAAGAUAAUAAAGUCCACAGCAUUUGUCAGUGACCCUGGGCCCGCCAUUAAAACACUCAAAAAGACUGACACACGAAUAAUUAUUGGAAAUUUCGAUGAGAAAAUGGCCAGACAAGUUUUCUGUCAUGCUCAUCAAAAUCGGAUGUUCGGCCCAAAAUAUCAGUGGAUCAUUCUAGGCGGUUAUGCAGAGAACUGGUGGUCUGUAGACGAUCCGAAUGUGUCAUGUACAGCAGCAGAACUCAAUCAUACAAUUGAUGGUUAUAUAUCUACCGACAUACUGCCGAUCAGCAGCAGUAGGAAAAAGACAGAAUCCGGCUUGACCCCUAACAAUUACAUGAAAAGGUACAACGAAACUAACAAAGGACAAUACAGUAAAUAUAAUGGCUACGCUUUUGACGGAGUAUGGGUUAUUGCCAAGGCAGUUGACAAAAUAAUCAAGAAAGCUCAGGCAAAACAGAACAAUACUGAUAUUCGUAUAGAUGGGGAUAUGUUUAGAGGCGACAAGAUAUCUGCCGCACUAAAUGAUACCAACUUUAGAGGCGUAACGGGCACAGUACGUUUCCAUGGUGGGGAUAGGAUAGGCUCCAUCUUGUUUGAACAGUAUCAGGGAGAUAGAAUGGUGAAAAUUGCUGAAUACCACAAAAUAAGGGACAAACUUACAUACAAAAAUGCUCACAAAAUUAUAUGGAGAGGGAAGGGACCCCCGAUCGACCGGAAGUUAGUGAGGGUUGAGUAUCAACGAGUUCCAAAGAGUAUCUACUUUAGUAUAUGCACCCUUGCUGGCGUGGGGAUUGUGUUGGCAAUUUUCUUCCUGGUUACAAAUAUUAUUUUCCGAGAACAUAGGUAUAUAAAGAUGUCCUCACCAAAUUUGAACAAUAUAAUUAUUGUUGGGUGUAUUCUGACGUACCUCAGUGUUCUUUUACUGGGAACUGACGGCGGUGUUGUACAUAUCCUAUAUCUAGGUCAUAUAUGUACGUCUCGAGCGUGGGUUUUGUCCGUCGGCUUCACUCUGGCAUUUGGCGCAAUGUUUAGCAAGACAUGGAGAGUGCAUUCUAUUUUUACAGAUAUAAAGUUACAUAAAAAGGUAAUAAAAGACUACAAAUUGAUUCUGGUAGUGACCAUCUUGUUAGUUAUCGAUGCAGCAAUAUUGGUCACCUGGCAAAUCCUCGAUCCUUUACAGACAUCAACAAAAAAUCUAACUACCAUGGUUGAAGGUGAUUUAGAUAUUGUACCGGUGGUGGAAUACUGCAAGAGUAAACAAAUGUCAAUCUGGCUGGGUCUCAUAUACGCAUACAAAGGACUUUUACUGGUAUUUGGCUGUUUCCUGGCAUGGGAAACUCGGCAAGUGAGUAUCCCAGCAUUGAACGAUUCCAAAUACAUCGGGAUGAGUGUGUACAACGUUGUGAUCAUGUGCGUAUGUGGUGCUGCUGUUUCCGUGGUCAUCAAUGAUCAGCCAACCUCAUCAUUCGUCAUCAUCAGUUUCUUCAUUAUCUUCAGCACAACUAUCACCCUGUGUCUAGUCUUUGGACCAAAGCUUGUAGAACUGAAGAGAGACCCCACUGGAGAGGAGAGAAGGAUUCGUGCAAAACUUCAGAAACCAAAGAAGCAGACCAGCCGAGAGGAGGCCAACUAUGACUUACAUAAAAAGAAUGAAGAUUUGCAAGCUGAAAAUAUCAAAUUCAGAAAUAUCAUUUCGGAGAAAAUGCGUGUUUUGCACGAUUUAAUGGAGCAGCUUGGUGAAGACACACACGAGAUUUAUUUUGCCGGUAAAAGUCCAAUACAUAAAAAGGUUGUUGAGCUUAGAUUAGCAGAUUCGUCACCAAGUAAAUUUUCUACAGGGUCUGAUGCAGACGACGGCUCGUUAUUUUCCGAUAUCAGUUGUGGUUCGGCAUCUUGGACCAUUGGAAACAGUCCUGCCAAUAAGUUUCAUUACCAUGCGAAUAAAUCUGUGACAUCAGCGUGUACCGAUACUUCUGUCAUAGAAUGUGUGGAUGACGUCAGCAAACACAUACGAAUGUCUAGCCUUGCAAGAACGAACAGAUAUGAUGAAGAUGAGGACGAUGAUCAAGGAGAAGAUGACGUAUUUGGUGGAGUUUAUUGUGGUCCACCAAAACAAAGGGGUUCCAUUGUAACAAAUAAUAUUCAUAAGGAAAAUGGAAGAGCUAAUCUAAUAACAGAAGUACAUCCUUUAGUUCAUGACUUCCCAAACAAAAGUUAUAACACAACAGACAAUGAUCUGUCUAGACCAGUUCUUAGCACAAUGAAGGUCGGCUCGGUGGACAUGGACAAGGCGGUAUCCAAAGAAUUACACCCUAUUAUAGACUUGAAAAGAUCCGCCAUGCUAGGAAAUAGGCGUAAAUUACGGAAAAUAACGUUCAUGUUUCCAAACCAGACACAGUCUAGUGUAGCAAAUAACGUAAGUAACGUGCUUGCAAUCGACGCUGAACAUCGGAAGAAGAAAAAUGUGCAAAAGAAACCAGAAUCCGUCAGCAACGUUUCGUGUGAUAUAAUUGAACACAUAUGAACAUUUUGCGAACAUCAAGUUCCACACAAUUUUUGGUUCUCAUGUUUCGGUUGUUUUUGUGGUUUUAUUUUUCUAAGUCUUGCUACAAGGGGAUUGGCUAAUAUAAUUUAUCAUCUUGGUGUAACAUUUGAUUGUAAAGUUUACGUUCUUCACCUUGUGUAUUUGCAAGGACAUUAUUCACAAUUAUUGUUAUAUAUUGUUGAUCGCUGAAUGGAAUACUAAUAAAGGAAAAAUUAUGUUUUCA